Messenger RNA from Uloborus diversus, 838 nucleotides. RefSeq names its product putative nuclease HARBI1. NCBI's taxonomy places the organism in Eukaryota, Metazoa, Arthropoda, Arachnida, Araneae, Uloboridae. The record is from RefSeq and is a predicted model, not a curated record. Bases 151 to 534 code for a protein of 127 amino acids. The transcript is spliced from 3 exons.
CUGAACGUCAAUGCCAAAUUUCCGGGUGCUUCCCACGACUCCUUUAUUUGGAGAAAUUGUUCCUUAAAGAGGAAGUUAAGGGACGUGGUGGAAACUGAUACCAAUGCUUGGCUAAUAGGUGACAGUGGAUAUCCGUGCGAACGAUGACUCAUGCCUCCCGUUAAAAAGCGAAGGCUAGAUCCGCAAGAGGAGCGCUACAAUAAAAAGCACGCAAAAACAAGGAACCCCAUUGAAAGGUGCUUUGGUGUGCUGAAAUCAAGAUUCAGGUAUCUCAUUCAGGACAGAAAACUGCAUCACCAUCCAGUUGUGGCGGCAAGGAUAGUAAAUGCAUGUGCCGUGUUGCACAACAUGUGCAUACUUCACGAUAUUGAAGAUCCGGACGAUAUUAGCAGCGAAAUCACUGAAAGAGAAAUUCAGGAUAGUAUUGGUGAUGAUGAUGCUGAUGAUGAUGAUGAUGAUUAUUUAUCUACACCACCAGAUGCAAAUGGCUAUGCAACACAGCAGCGGCUGAUCAGCAUGCUUGGGAAUAUUUAAAUUAUAACUAGUUUUAAAAUAUUUGUUUUCCUUUUUUGCAGUUUAGUAAAAUAAAUAAGCUUAAUAAUUAUAAUGUUCAUUGUGAUUUUGAAGUAUUCUGAUUUAUUUUUUGUACAUUAAUCUAUUUUUUUGUGUAUUAGCCCAGCCUUUUUUUGUAUAUUAAUCAAGAUUUAUUUGAUAUAAGAAAGAGUGUAGUAACCUGAUUUAUUUUGCUACAGAUUAGUAACCAGAUUUACUUUGCUGUUCAAUUUUUUACUUAAUUAAAAUUAUAGCUAGUAAUUUUUGUUUUCAAAUAAAUUUUUAA